Didymosphaeria variabile is the source of this 1326-nucleotide messenger RNA. RefSeq lists its product as uncharacterized. Bases 1 to 1326 code for a protein of 441 amino acids. NCBI's taxonomy places the organism in Eukaryota, Fungi, Ascomycota, Dothideomycetes, Pleosporales, Didymosphaeriaceae. The record is from RefSeq and is a predicted model, not a curated record. The transcript has 3 exons.
AUGAAGACCUUCUCUGUCCAUUGGGACCUUCAUAUCGAUGGAAUCCUCCGAAAGGCCAACAAUAUGGUGAGCAAAGCUGUCAAGUUUCAGAAAGGGGUGAAGCUAGACUUUGAGGAGGCGCUCUAUCAGACCAACGAUGGACUUGGUGAUACGAAGAUCCUCGAUACCCAAAUGAAUUUGGUGCCCGUCUCCGGCUUCACUUUCUCCCAGGACGGCGACGUGCCAGAGACUGUCGGCACUAUUGAAGUACGCCUAUACGUGCUUCGAACAUUCGGCGAAGACUGUGUGUUGAACGAAGAUGUCGACACAUAUCUCAACAACGAGGACGAGGAGGGUGAAGACGCAGAGUGCAAGCAGGCGACGUAUAAGACCAUCGCUCCAGAGUUCAUGAUUGAAUUCGAGAAGAAUGUCCAGGAGCUUGACAAGAAGGCCAGCAAGGCUUGGAAUAAGAAGUUGACUGCGAGGCGUCCGAGCAAGGAACCCUGGGCUAUCUUCCGCUUCCACUACCGAUCAAAGGAGGCUAUCGAGGCUCAAGAGAUGGAGCUCUCGUACAACCCCAAGACCAAAGGCAAGGGCACCGAGCCACACAUCCUCGAUCUCGACUUACUCCCACCACUUCUCGUCGGAGCGAAACCGGUCCAACCUAACGAUGGCGCUUCGACCCGUGCCGACUCUUCUACACCCGUCCCGGAUACCCCUCUUACGCUGGCCAGUCCGUUCAUACAGCGCCGUCCUAGCCCGCCUCCAAGCCCACUCGCGCAGAGGCACCCUCCAGUCGAAGACGCGCCUUCCGAGGCCACGGUAGUCGAGGAGCCUCUUGAGAAGCCAGAUACCGCAGUAGUCGAAGAGCCGGCUGAGAAGGAAGGGAAUGACAUCGAAAAGACCGAGGAGCUCUCAAAACCGAUUAAGUCGGCCCACGCCACCCCAAUCAUCGCAACCACUCCCAUCACCACGCCCGUCCCGGUCGCACCCAUGCUCCCCGCUGCACUAUCUACUACACACCCCGCAGCCCCAGCUCUAACAGUCAAACGUCCCUUGGCCGCUCCCCUCUCCACCCUCCCCGAACCCAAGCGCACGAAGUCCCUAACCAUUACCGAAACCCGCCGGCAGCUCAAAGCAGUGAAAGCGCGCCGCGACGCCAUAGUGAAGAAGCGUCGUGACCUAGACUCCGAGCUCGAACCGUAUAUGGCACAGAUGGCGAGGGAGCAGGAGAAGCUAGCAAAGGAGUUGGAAGAGGAGACACGGAUGUGGAGGGAGGAGAUCCAGGAGUUGAGAGAAGACAGUGCGAUUCUGGCAGAGAUGAAGAUGAAGAGGGGUGGGGAGUAG